Molecule: messenger RNA, 6838 nt
Organism: Ctenopharyngodon idella (grass carp)
Lineage: Eukaryota; Metazoa; Chordata; Actinopteri; Cypriniformes; Xenocyprididae
Product: probable G-protein coupled receptor 153
Exons: 6
Coding region: 552-2516 (654 amino acids)
Biological process (GO): G protein-coupled receptor signaling pathway
Cellular component (GO): membrane
Molecular function (GO): G protein-coupled receptor activity
Source: RefSeq, a predicted model, not a curated record
CAUCUGAUGCUCAUUCAUCCUCCUCCUCCAGCAAGACCUCAUUGAGAACGCCACGAUAACGGACAACCAUUGUUGUUUCAUCGCUCUCCUCCAUUAAUUCAUCUUCUGUUGUUCACCUUUGGAUGUGUAAAUGGUGGUGUUUCUUCAACGGUUACCGCCACAUUUAGCCAUAUUGUUUCCGUUUCUGAAGUGCAGUUCAUAGGCUACUGUUCGCGUGUUUGGAAUAAAAUAACGCACACACCGAAACUGAGGAAAUAAAGGUUGACACUGAAGCAGCGAUAAAUUCAAAUCUGGAGAUUUUGACGGAUAUCUACAAAAGGAUUUGUACAGCACUGGACUGGCUCUCAGUGCACGUUCUCCUCCUCUGCCCAACCCCAGUGCCCCCUCACACUGCUAUGCCCCUCACCCUAUCCUCUCAGCACAUCCAGAGGAAGGACUGCCUGUCCCUGUAGGAAUGCCUGUUCGGGCCUGGCACCUGCCUCUGCUAGCGGCUGCUCCCAUACCUUUCACCAUUCCACCCCCCACCAGCUCUCACCAGCAGGCUGCUCAUCAUGAACGAUGAGGUCAUCAGCACUAAUGCACUGGCCUGGCUGGUCUGCUCGGGAGUGUCCAUCCUGGCCAAUGCCUGGGGAAUCCUGAGCGUGAGCGCCAAGCAGAAGAAGUGGAAGCCACUGGAAUUCCUCAUCUGCACACUGGCUGGCACGCACAUUCUUAACAUGGGCAUCCCCAUCACCAUGUACUGUGUCAUACAGCUGCGCCGACAACACUCCAACUAUGAGUGGAAUGAAGGACUCUGCAAGGUCUUUGUCUCCACUUUCUAUACCCUUACCCUGGUCACCUGUUUCUCAGUCACCUCCCUGUCCUACCACCGCAUGUGGAUGGUCCGCUGGCCGGUCAACUAUAGGUUGAGUAACACCAAAAAGCAGGCUGUCCAUACCGUCAUGGGCAUCUGGAUGGUGUCAUUCAUUCUGUCCACCUUGCCUGCUGUGGGCUGGCAUGAUACCACAGAACGCUUUUACACCCACGACAACUGUCGCUUCAUUGUGACAGAGAUUGGCUUGGGCUUUGGCGUCUGCUUCCUCUUGCUGAUCAGCGGGAGUGUGGUGAUGGGCGUCAUCUGUAUUGGAAUUGCCCUCUUCCAGACCUUUUCCAUCCAGAUGGGCCAAAACAUGGACAAAAACAAAUUUAAUGUUCCCACCAUCGUAGUGGAGGAUGCUCAGGGCAAAAGGCGUUCAUCCAUUGAUGGGUCAGAGCCCAUUAAGACAUCGCUGCAGAUCACCUAUCUGAUCAGUGGAAUAGUCUUCAUAUAUGAUUUUCUAACUGGAUUCCCCAUAUUGGUGGUGAGCUUUGCCAGCCUGAAAUUUGACCGCUCUUACAGCUGGAUGGUCCUAUGUGUGCUCUGGUGCUCAAUAGCACAAUCAAUCCUCCUUCCCAUGUUCUUGUGGGCUUGUGACCGCUACAGGGCAGACGUCAAGAUGGUCUGGGAGAAAUGUGUGGCCAUCAUGUCCAACGAUGAAGUGGAUGAAGAAAACAGCCAGGAUGGAGGCAUUCAUCCGGACUUAAUAUUUGACAGACCAUUUGACUAUAGCUCCGCUGGUGAUAUCAUGACGGUAGACCGUAUUGCCAAAUACGAAUUCUCAACCUUAGAAAGGGGGGGCCCCCAGGGUUAUCCAUUGAGGGAGCUUCAGGAAGAUAAAAUGCACUAUUUGCAGGUGCCCCCUACAAGAAGAUACUCCCACGACGAAACCGACAUGUGGACCACCGGUCAGAUCCCGUCUUACCUACAUCGCUGGGGCUCCACAGAGGACAUCAUUGGCAUCCCGCAAUGCAGCUUGCCACGCCACGAGAGACGUCGGAGCAGCCCGGCACCCUACCACGAGGAGAGCCACCCUCACCGCAAAAGGAGGCGAUCAGAGGACAUGCAUUCACUCAAGCAGAUUCCACGAGUCGAGCGUUAUGAGGACGAUUUCAAGUGCUUUAGCCGCGACGAAGUGAUUAAGUUCAUCGACGAGACACCUCUGGCUAGUCCAAUGAGGAGCCCGCGCCGAGCCUCUGCGAUCUCUCUUGUCCCAGAGACGUUCGAGCAGCACAUCGUCUUGUUGCCGCAUUUCCCGCUCACACACUUUGAGCGCGAGCCUCAAGCGUUGAGACGCUGCUCCGACCAUGGCAAAGGAGCCACACUAACUGAGAUCCCUCAGGAUACGCCAAGAAAGACGAAGGACGGUAGCGAUGGCAGGAGUGCAACUGGCGAAGGCUCAGGCAUUAAGGGAUGCAUUGAGCAUAGGCGUGAUGCCAAGCGUGCAUCAGAGCUGAUUCUGUUGGGCCAGGGUGGACGGACAGGUGAUCAGUCUUCUUCAAGUAUUAGGACACGACAGGUAGAUGCAUCUGCUUGGGUGGAACAGAAACACCUGUCUAAAGGUGAAAGCAAAGGAAGCACAAAUAGUUUUAUAAGUUCACAAUCUGCAUCGUCAGGCUAUAUCACUUUUCACUCUGAAUCCAUAGGAUCCACAAACUAAGGAACAGUUUUAUUAGUAUUAUAAAAUAGUCCCUAAUAUGCUUAUUAGUAUUAAAGCUUUGACUAAGUGGAAUGUUUUUGUUAUCUAGGAACAAGGCUUUUUGAGAUGUGGUUGAUUCAAAAUGGCAUAGGGACAGCAUUGGUUGGUUGUUACUGAUACAGGGCUGGAUAAUGGGCUUGGCCAGUAGGGCCAGUUCGCCUCCAAGCCAAGAGAAGAUGAACAAGCGGUUAAGAGUCCUGAGCUCAGCACUUGAAGUGUGAGAUGAUCACAAGGCCUUCUACUCAUAGAUGUGAGCUUUUUACUGAGGCCCAUACCAUAUAAGACAGUUUUCAGCUUUUAUGUUUCAAUGAUAAUUUAGUGUUCUGGUCAAAAUACUGCCUUUCUUGACUAAGGAAUAAGGGCCUGUUCCAUCACUUUGUGUAGGUCUAUAUAGGGUAGGCCUGGGAGUUCAUGCUUUAUUCAGAUACUUUUUACAUUUUUUUUAUAUUCAUGUCUAAAGAUCCAUAGAUGCAUAUUAUGUUUAGCCAUCUAAUAUUAGCCAAACAAAACAUAUGUUUCCUUAUUUUUUUGGCCAAAUUGCCCUUGUCUGUUAUUACAUAGGGGAAGAGGUGAAUUCAAAGACGUGAGCCCAAUAGACCAUGAUCCAGAUAAUUCUCUAGCGAUAUAGCAUUAUAGGCUAUUGCUUUUGAGGGGAUUGAUAUAUCAGUAAACAGUUUGCAGAUUUCUGAUUUCAGAUUUUAUUCCCUGCAUUUAAUGAAACCUCAAAGGUCAACUUGGUUGUGGAAAAGGUUAGCAGUAAGUUAUAUAGUGUUUCUUUACAACACUUUAGCUCACAGAGCUUUUAGCUGACUCUUUAACUGUGUUUUUGUUGUUUCUGGUGGUGUGGCAUGUUUUUAAUAUUUUAGUUUUUAAUAUUUAAGUAAGGAAAAAAAAAUAUUUUGUUAUAUCAUUUGAAUUAUCAAUUAUCAUAUUUUUGAAGCACAAGGUUCUCUUUGUAGAUCCAGACAUGCUUGCCAAUAGCCUAAAAAUGUUUCAUUUCACAGAUAUGUUUUAAUAAGUUUGUGUUAAGUGCUUUGUGAUGAUUGAAAAUGUAUAUCCGAUGCAUUGUUAUUCUCAUGAUUACAGUCUUAUUUGUCUGGUAGCCCGUAACAAAGUAUGAUAUAAAAAGUGACACUAUUUAAAAAAACCCAUAACCUGCACCGACAUGCAUCGACAUGCACUUUUUACAAAACAAGUGACAUAAUCUUACCAUAUGGAGAAAAGGACUUUUUGAAAGCUGGUGUUAUUUGAUUUGUUAUACUGUAGUAGACAUAACCACUAAAUCAGAAUUGGAUAUUUGUUGUAUUUUAUGUUGUAUAUGACCACAUUUUCUACACUUGUCAAAAGAUUUCAGCUUUUUAAAUGAUUUGUUUUUGUUAAUUUAUAUAAAAAAUUGAUUGCUUGCUGCCAGCAUGCACUUUUGUACGUUUCAUACAGCCAGAUAUUGGUGUUGAAAUAUCAAAUGGUGCUGGAUACCUUGGCAGCUUCAUGUGGGAUCCACUAGGACGUUCUUAAAAUGUCAUGUGGGAAACUGCAGAUUGCCCCUUAUAGUCUAAUAUACAUUAAGGGCAUCAAUAAGUCUUCCUCCUCCUAUACUCAGGAUGGCUUUACAAUACCCCCCCCCAAAUUAAUCCACAUUUGCUUUUGACAACAUCAUUGGGAUGACUUUAAAAUGAAUGUGUCUAAAGAAUUGCUACCUGGUGGAAAAUAUACAUUGACUAAAAUCAAGACUUGUUUUAUAUAACCGUUACAUAUGAUAUAUUUUACAGUUAUCUAGCAUAUGUAGCACUGAAACCUAAACAUGCCAUAGAUUUGAGCCUACAUUUAUGGUGAGAAUGAUUACUAUUGCCGUAGCACAGUGGGUAUUUUUAAAUAAUUUUGAAUAUGAAUGCAAACAGACUUGUUCAGUUUCAAUAAUAUAAUGAAACUUUAAAGCUACUUCAAAGGUUACAAGGCUGGUGUUGUGUCCAUGCAUUGAGUGUUAAACUCUCUUAAUCGAACAGAUUUAAACAUUUGUAUCUCCACCUAUAGCAAAGUGUUUUUGAUUACUGAUGUUUUGUUGUUGAAAUAAUCUCUCUCUCUCUCUCUCUCACUCUCUCUCUCUCUCUCUCUCAAUUCAGUUCAAUUCAAUUCAGUUCACUUAGCUUUACUGACAUGACUGCGUAGAAUAGCACAAUGUUGCAAAGCAUUAAAGGCACAGUAUGUAACUUUUGCUGCUAGAAGUCGCUUAUUCAAAUUAAUAACGUUGCUGUUUAUAUUAUGCUUUAAUGCCGCAGUCGGCCGCUGCCGCUCCUUUCGUUUUAUUGUUUAUGCAUAUUUUAUGAUUAAAAUUUCGAUUGAAGUUGCGUUUAACAUUCGCCUCCUCUUAACUUGAACUUUCUUACAGUUAUGUUAGAUCACUUAAAUUCACAUUAUUUUAUUUCAUUCUAAUGAAACAGCUGCAAGUGAUGAAUUACUUCUCAUACAGGUCACUUUAUUUGACAAAUUAAAAUUGUGGGGUAAUGCAGCACUGUUUUACUUAGUCAAAAUAAUCAUACUAAACAUAAAUUUGAGUGUGUUGAAAGUUAAUGUUACUCUGUGCGUUUGUUCAGUGGCCGGUGUGAGACAGUUGUUGCACACUGCAGUAAGCUAGAUCGAUAUUAAAAUAUAUUAAUAAAAGAUGGAUGACUUGAGUUGCUAAAUGACAUGCAAUUAAUUUCAAAACAUUGUAUGGUGGAGAAAAUGCUGUAUUACUGUUACUACAAAUAAAUCUCUUUCUGAUUAUGCAAAGUUAGUUACUUGACAAAAUAGUGUUGUCUGAUUUACUUUUUGGGUACAAACAUGUUACUUGCAGUAAAUCAAGGAAAAGACAUUCAAACAAUAAGACUAACCAUGUUGAGCUAACAAAUGAUUAGUUUUCUGUCAAUAAAGGUAUCCAAACAGUGGCUCACCUGUUUAAUAAAACACUUAGGGCUGGUUUCACAGACAGGGCUUAGAUUACGCCAGGAUUAGGCCUUGGUUCAAUUAAGACAUUUAAGUAGCUUUUAUAAAUAUGCCUUAGAAAAAAAACAUUACUGGUGUGCAAAACAAUGGCUCUGACAUAUUUUAAGAUAUGUCAGUGCAAGUUGCUUUCAGUUAAAAUAGCUCAAACAUGUAUUUUAGUCCUGGACUAUGCUUAAGCCUUGUCUGUGAAACCGGGGGAUAAUAUAUUCAAGCGUAUUUUGUUUCUACGGAAGUCGAGGGUAAUGCGGAUCUGACGUUAUUGACAGGCAACGCAAUGACAUGGAACGUUACACUGGUCAAAAUAGCUGAUUUCUCUGGAUUGAAAUAUUGGAAACAAUUGGGAUAAUGCAAGUACAAAGUCAACAAAAUAUAUAACAUUUUUCUAGUGGUAUCCAAUUUAAUCUAAAAAUCUUACAUAUUGUGCCUUUAAGUACUAAAUAUAUUACACACAUAUAUAAAUAAAUGAAUAAAUAAUUACAUGUAAGCAAAAAAAAUAAAUAAAUAAAUAAAUAAAUAAAUACACAGAGCAGUGAAAAAAAGUAAAAUUAGGCUCAGCUUAUAUGAUAACAGGAGAACAGAUUGCUCUGCCAGUUGGACACACUCUUAAUUUUCUCCCAAACAUAUGAACGUUUGUCAAAAUGACUUGUUCACUGGAAAUCAGAUAGAAUUCAAGCUAUCUGAGUAAAGUAAGUGUCUCCAAUGGUCUUAUAUUUGCUGCACUCCAUGAAGAAGUGCAACUCGUCCUUGACUCCAUCAGUGCAGUGUGAACACAGACUGUGCUCUCCAGGUCUCCAGCUCUGCUUGUGUUGGCCCAUCUCUACAAACAGACUGUGCUCACUCACAUGAUACUCCAUCAGCAGCUUUAUCUGAUGAUAGUCUUUAAAAUUCAUUAGGUAUAGUGCUAAUUUAUGGUUUUAACAAUUUUCUUAUGCUAUAAUAAGACCUGUUUGUUGAUCAGAUAUUUUAUUGCCCCAUCAAAUUGUCCAGAGGCUGAGAUUGUCAGACCCAAACACAUUUGACAUGAUUAAGAAUUGUUCCACAAGUGUAAAAACUUAUUUUUUUCAAAAUAUAAUUUAAUUUCAAAUAGCAUGUAGAUGUUACUUUAUAGGUAAGACCAGGGCUAAUUUUCAUAUUUUUUUACACCAGUGAAUAUUUUUCAGGUUAGGUUUCUUUUUUAAAGUCAAUCUGUAUUCAAAAUAUAUAAUAAACUAAUGACUGAUUAAAACAGGAUCAUCCUCUAGUAUCUCCAUGCUGAGUUUAAGAUGUUGUCAUGCAAGAUGAAAUAAACUGACUUCAUUUCA